Messenger RNA from Halichondria panicea, 3472 nucleotides. RefSeq names its product E3 ubiquitin-protein ligase RBBP6-like. Gene Ontology annotation, molecular function: ubiquitin protein ligase activity; zinc ion binding; nucleic acid binding. Lineage: Eukaryota; Metazoa; Porifera; Demospongiae; Suberitida; Halichondriidae. The record is from RefSeq and is a predicted model, not a curated record. Gene Ontology annotation, cellular component: nucleus. The coding region runs from base 147 to 3332 and encodes 1061 amino acids. The transcript has 14 exons. Gene Ontology annotation, biological process: protein ubiquitination; ubiquitin-dependent protein catabolic process.
UUUAAUUUCCAAUUUUUCUCUAUUCCGUCUAAAUAGAUACGAUAUCACAUGUAGACUACGAACGCUAGUAAAUAAUAUUAAUUGAUGUCUCUUUGGCCAUACAAUUACAAACAGAAGAGUGUGUGAGCUAAAGAGAGUUGUCAAAGAUGUCUUGUAUCCAUUUCAAGUUCAAGAGCAACUUGGAGUAUGAGAAAGUGUCGUUUGGAGGACUCCAGAUUUCCCUGGGGGAGCUUAAGGAGGCUAUAAUGAAACAGAAGAAGAUCGGCGGAGCCAACCAGUACUCUCUGAGUGUCAGGGACGCACAGAGCAAGAAAUUGUACAAGGAUGACAAUGAGAUGGUAUCACGCAACUCCUCGGUGAUUAUCAGUCGUGUUCCCCUCGUCAAUGCUCCCAAGAUACCCAAAACACAGAAUCAAGACCCCUCCCUCCCACAACCAGCAUCGUCCAGGGCUACCACUACCGGGGGAAUCCCCUCCACUGCCCUCCCUGCACUUACCUCGGCCUCGGAGACGGUGCAGGACGGGAAGCUAUCCGCCGAACAACUCGCCAAGAUGCCCGACCUCUCCAAGGCAAAUGCGACUGAAGAGGAGAAGAUGAUUGCCAUGAUGAACCAAUCGGCUGAGGACUACAACCCUUCAAGGUAUGUCAAGUUUGCUGGCCCUCGCAGAGGAGGUGGCGGAGGAGGAGGAGGUGGUGUAGGUGGUGGGGGUAUGAUGACGAGACCUCCUCCGCCCACCUAUCGCUGCUAUCGCUGUGGGCAACAAGGGCACUUCAUCAAUCAAUGCCCAACCAACGGGGACCCCAAAUUCGACAACUACCGCUACAAGCCCGUCCGAGGAACUCCGUCCAAUCAGUUGAUCCCUGCCCCUGGCGACGUACAGGGGGCUAUGAUGGAUCGUCAUGGCAACCUUGUUGUACGAGCCGUAGACUAUCAAGCAUUCCUCAACUCCCAGAUGAAGGGCAAGAAGACAGGUGCUGCAAUGGAGGCUCCUAAAGAGGCCAAGGUUCCACCGGAGCUUCUCUGUCAUCUGUGUAAGGAGCUGGUACGCGAUGCAGUCAUCAUCCCUUGCUGUGGGGAGAGCUUCUGUUAUGAGUGUAUCCAGGACCACCUCUGUGAGAAGGAGUUCACUUGUCCCAUGUGUAAGGCCUCUGAUGUGUCACCAGAGAGACUGGCUCCCAACAAAGCACUCAGAACAGCUGCUAAGAAUUUCCAACUGAAGGCAGCUGAGGAGAAAAGCGAAGCAGUUGCUAGGGGAUUCGUCAAACAAGCUCCGCUGGCCAUCCGUCUCCCCGCCCCCACACCCACACCCUCACAAUCCCCACACACCACUGCUAAGGCUUCCACCAUCCUCACAACCAGUGCUACUCAAUCACAAGACUCCACUUCUACCACAAUCACUGAAAUCAACUCUCCACGAAACAACAACGACACUACAGAUGGUCCUUCAGAUAAGACAGCCAGCGAGGCAGUCACCAACAGCACAGCAGCUGCUGUCAGUGAGAGCAACACUAUGGUUACACCUGCCAGCCCGCCUACACCAUGUACCCCGGACUCCCCUCUCCUGGCAGAGGCAAACUUGAAACUAGAAAAGAUUAUGCUGAAUGGUCUGGCUGGUAUAAGCUCAGCAGGAAGUGUACCAGUGAUAAAAAUGGACCCCAGGGCCCACCUCCUGCGUCCUGGUGUCUAUCCUCCCGCCCACCUCCUGGCUCCCACCUUGCUCCCUCAACCACGACUAACCAGUGCUGCUGACCUCCUCCUGAGCCAUGGCAAGACUAGCCCCUCCCCUCCGCCACUCAGUGCCGACGAAUUCUACAGACAACAGAAGCUGUUGAAACUUUUGACAAAAAAGACUGGCAGUAGAUCUAACACUCCUGGUUCCAAUUCCAGUUGGUCAGGAUCCAAUACCGGCUCGAAUAGCAGAUCCCGUUCCAGAUCAUGGAGCUACGAUUCUCGAUCACGUUCUCGAUCCCCUCACCAAAAGAAGCACAAAACAACUUCAAGGAAAAUAAAAACGCACGCACACAAACGAUCACGACACGUGCAAGAACGAGAAACUGAACACACCACCAAACAUCGCUCACACCGAAAACGCCCACACAGCCGAGAGAAAAAGGAGGAAGUGUCGAAAAGAACGACUAAAAGACAUCGCAGUCGAAGCGUAUCUCCAGAUCGGAAAAGAUCUAAAGUUGAUGUUGCUUUAUCUCGUACUGAUGGGCCCUCAGAGGGUGAGGAAAACGGCUCUCAUAAACACAAGAAUAAGAAGAGAAGCAAGAGAAAGCACAGACACAGCAGAAGUACUCGUGAAGAGGGGGAGGCCGCAACCACACCUUCAAUAGACGCUAUGGAAGUCGGAGAGAGUCAAAGCCAAGAACAGGGAACCAGCGAACCAUCCUCCAUCGUAGACACCUCUGAAGCUAGCUCCUUGAAGGAGGCAGAGCAGGUCACACCAGAUGUGGAGGGGAAGUCCCUGGAGACUAGUACAGUUCAAGAACCUGAUAGCGAUGAGUUGAACAAUAAUAAUAAUAUGGAGAAGGAUGAUCUUUCCAUUCUGGUUCCGGAUCAGGAUAGUUCUACAAUAGAAGUGGAACUGAAUGAGGACACUCAGACGGCUGUGAGUAGCGAUGUUGAUGAUGGAGUAUUAGUGGAAGUCCAUAUCGAUGGAGAUAUUGACGGCCUGGAUCAAGAGUUGGGUGUGGUCCUGGGUGGAGUCACACCAGAGACUGAGACUGACAAGGAGGAAGGUGGAGGCAAGGAGGACGGUGAGAUCAGUGACAGUGGAGGGUCACGUCCAAUAACACCGUAUGUCGCCCAACAAGCAAGCCACACCCCCAAACCACUCUCACCAGAAGAGGACCUGCGAGCCGAAAUCGAGCGAGCUAAGAAAAAACGAGAAUUGGACAAACAACGAGAAUUGGAAAACAUAAUCGAGCCCCUUCCAUCUUCCAUACCGUUAGAACCGAUUCCAAUUCCUGAGACCAUAGUUCACACUAAAAAAAUCAAGAAACGCAAACCAGCGCCUGUAAUUAGCAGUGAUGAGUACGACAGCAGCUCCAGUAGUAGUGAGUCUGAAGAUUCUGAGGCCGAGAGAAUUGCUCGCAAGAAGUUACAGAAGUUGAAGCAGCGUUCUAAACGCAAGCACUCGAGUAGUAGUAAGAGCAGGGAUCGAAGAGAGAAGGAGAAGGCAGUAAAGAGUAAGAAGAAAAAAGAGCACAGUAGAUCUAAGAAGGAUUCUCGUGAUAGAAAAAUUAAAAAGGCAGCAAAGUUACAUCGAGAUGAGUACAAGAUUAGAAAGGUUGAUAAGGCCAAAAAAUCAAAAUCUUCGAGACACUGAACUAGUGGACAGACUAACUAGUUAACUUAACUUUUCAGCUGUUCAGUUUUCUGUACAAAAUAUUAUUUGUAUAUAAUUAUCUGUAUAAUUAUCAAUUCCAAAUUCUAUUUAUGAUUAUUAUUAUUAUUUUGAUAUUGAAA